Messenger RNA from Anopheles stephensi (Asian malaria mosquito), 1522 nucleotides. Its product is annotated as protein CLP1 homolog. Gene Ontology annotation, cellular component: mRNA cleavage factor complex; nucleus. Gene Ontology annotation, biological process: tRNA splicing, via endonucleolytic cleavage and ligation. The record is from RefSeq and is a predicted model, not a curated record. The transcript is spliced from 2 exons. The coding region runs from base 159 to 1430 and encodes 423 amino acids. Gene Ontology annotation, molecular function: polynucleotide 5'-hydroxyl-kinase activity. NCBI's taxonomy places the organism in Eukaryota, Metazoa, Arthropoda, Insecta, Diptera, Culicidae.
CUCUUGCCAGGAGCAUUUGACAUUGGACUGACACACGAUUCUGUCAAACAGAUGUGGUAAACAAACAGGAACAACGCACUCUUGUUUACAUGAAUUCAGAUUCAAAAAGAACACAGCAUUGAACCAACAUUACUCACUAAUGUUUUACUCCUCGUACAAUGUCCGACGACAAAGCCAUUCCUAAAACGGACUACAAGCUUGAGGCCGAUUCUGAGCUGCGGUUUGAGAUAGAAAAUAAGAACGAGAAAGUGUCGGUUGUGCUUCUCAAUGGACUGGCGGAACUGUUCGGUACGGAGCUGGUCGUGAAGAAGCCGUACGAUUUCUUCACUGGCGCUAAGGUGGCCAUCUUCACCUACCAUGGCUGUACGAUCGAGCUGCGCGGUAAGCCCGAUGUGGCGUACGUUGCCAAAGAAACGCCCAUGGUCAUGUACUUGAACGCCAAUUCGGCGCUGGAACACUUGCGCAGCAAGGCCGAGCAGGAGGAUGCGCAGGGUCCGAUCGCGAUGGUGGUUGGUCCGAUGGAUGUAGGAAAGACCACACUGUGCCGCAUAUUCUUGAACUACGCGGUUCGGCUGGGCAGGCGUCCCAUUUACGUUGACUUAGAUGUGGGCCAGGGUGGGAUCGCUAUACCCGGCACCAUUGGAGCUUUGCUGGUAGAGCGACCGGCACCGGUAGCGGAAGGUUUCUCCCAACAGGCGCCGCUUGUGUACCAUUACGGGCACAGCUCACCGUCCUCGAACAGUACGUUCUACGAUGUGCUGAUUUCGAAACUGGCCGAAACAACACUGGAACGCUUGCAGGCAAACAAAAAGGCGAAAUCGUCCGGCAUGAUCAUCAACACCUGUGGCUGGGUGAAGGGAUCCGGCUACUCGCACAUACUGCACACCGUUGAAGCGUUCGAAGUGAACGCCAUCUUCGUGCUCGAUCAGGAACGUCUGUACAACGAGCUGCUGCGGGAUGUGAAGAGCACCGUGCAGGUGGUCUUUCUGCCGAAGAGCGGCGGUGUAGUGGAACGUACCAAGUCCCAGCGCACCGAAGCAAGAGAUCUGCGGAUAAGGGAAUAUUUUUACGGCUCCAAAAUGCCACUUUUUCCCCACAGUUUUGAUGUAAAGUUUUCGGACAUAAAAAUAUUCAAAGUAGGCUCUCCGCCGUUGCCGGCUUCCUGCUUACCGCUGGGAAUGAAAGCGGAAGAUAACUACACGAAGCUAGUCGCCGUCCAGCCCGGUCCCCAGCUGUUACACCACAUACUGGCAGUUAGCUUUGCCGAAAGUACCGACGAGAAUGUGAUCCAAACCAACGUGGCAGGCUUUAUUUGCGUCACCAAUGUCAACAUGGACAAGCAAGUGCUGACGGUGCUAUCUCCCCAACCGCGGCCGCUGCCCCAAACAAUACUGCUCGUUUCCGAUCUUCAGUUCAUGGACAGUCAUUAAGGAAGGCGACAAAGAAGGCGUUCGUUCCCCAAUAAAGCACAUCUUCAAGCGUUGAGUGGCGGCCGGGUAUGGCCGACCUCGAUUGAAGGAAA